Planococcus citri (citrus mealybug) is the source of this 2131-nucleotide messenger RNA. RefSeq lists its product as uncharacterized. The transcript is spliced from 2 exons. NCBI's taxonomy places the organism in Eukaryota, Metazoa, Arthropoda, Insecta, Hemiptera, Pseudococcidae. The record is from RefSeq and is a predicted model, not a curated record. Bases 101 to 1741 code for a protein of 546 amino acids.
CCCAGCUCAUCGUUUUUCUUUAUAAUCGACAGAAAACUCACUCAGUUGAAUGUAUAAACCAAACAAAGUCACACAUUGAUACAUUAAUGAAAUUUACAAAAUGAAGUACCUAUUCAUUUUCUUCACUGUGGCUGCUUUGAUUCAGGCAUCCCUGACAAAACCAAUUAAUAUUGCUACAAACUCUGAUCACAAAAGCAAUGCAACAAGUGAUGAAGAUGACCUAUUAAGUGAUGAAGAAUUAGAAGAUGAAGACGACAAUUUUGAUGAUGUAGAAGGAGAUAAUGAUGAUGAAGUUGCAGAUGAGGAGAAUGUCGACAAUGAUGACACAAAUGAAAAUGUUGAGCGGGAAGAUGAAGAUGAAGAUGAAGAUGAAGAAGACACAGCAGAAAAAGAAGAAGAUAACCUUAUCGAUGACGAAAAUGAUGAUGUGGAUGAUACAUUGGGUGAUGAUGAUGAACUUUCAAGCAAUGAAGGAGAGGAAGAGGAGUCGGAUAAUAUUGCAGACAGCAACAGCAAAAAAUCUCCAGCAAAGGAAGAAAUUGAAGAACAUGAAGAUGAUGACAGCGAAAGAGAAGAAUUGGCUGAUGACGAUGACGAAUUGGCUGAUAAUGACGAAAAUGAAGAAGAAUUAGCUGAUGAUGAUGAAGGAAAUGAAGAUUUGGCUGAUGAUGAAGAAAAUGAUGAAUUGGCUGAUGACGAUGAUGAAUUGGCUGAUAAUGAAGAAAACAAAGAAGAAUUAGCUGAUGAUGAUGAUGAUGAAGGAAAUGAAGAUUCGGCUGAUGAUGAAGAAAAUGAUGAAUUGGCUGAUGACGAUGACGAAUUGGCUGAUAAUGAAGAAAAUGAAGAAGAAUUAGCUGAUGAUGAUGAAGGAAAUGAAGAUUUGGCUGAUGAUGAUGAAGAAGGAAAUGAAGAUUUGGCUGAUGAUGAUGAAGGAAAUGAAGAUUUGGCUGAUGAUGAAGAAAAUGAUGAAUUGGCUGAUGACGAUGACGAAUUGGCUGAUGAUGAUGAUGAUGAUGAAAGAAAUGAAGAUUUGGCUGAUGACAAUGAAGAAAAUGAAGAUUUGGCUGAUGAAAAUGAAGAAGAAUUGGCUGAUAAUGAAGAGGAAGGACGCCAGAAUGAAGUAGAAGAAGGUGAUGAAGGAGAAGAUGAAGAAGAUGAAGGAGAAGCAGAGGAAGAAGAAGAGGGAGAAGAGGAUGAGGGCGAAGAGGGAGAAGGCAAUGAAGAAGUGGAAGUAAAGGGAAAAGAAAGCAAAGAAAGAGUAAAAGAACAAGAUGAGAAGGGAGAAGAAGAAGAAGAAGAAGAAGAAGAAGGAGAAGAAGAUGAAGAAGAUGAUGAUGAUAAUGACAGUGAUGAUGUGGAGGGAAAAGAAGGUGAAGUAGAAGAACAGGAUGUGGAGGCAGAAGAAGGAGAAGAUGAUGAUGAUUUGGAGGGAGAAAAAGGGGAGGAGAAAGUAGAAGGUCAAAACAAGGAGGCAGAAGAAGAUGAUGAUGGUGAUGAUGAUGAAGAAGAAGAAGGGAAUAAUGAUGAUGAGGUGGAGGGAAAAGUAAAAGAUGGAGAUAAAGUGAAACAGGAUAAUGACGAGGAUGAAGAUGGUGAUGAUACAGAAGAAGAUGGCAAUGAAGAAGAUGAUGAUGAGGAAGAAAGUGGUAACAAUGUAGAAGAGGAUGAUGCUGAGAAUGAAGAAGAUGAUGAGGAAGAAGAAGAUGAUGAGGAAGAAGAAGAAGAUGAUGAUGAAGAGUAGAUCAAAAUUACCAGCAAUCAAUUUAUUAAAAUACAGCCAGCGCAAAAAUAUCGGGUACCCUUUCUACAUGCCUAUCUACAUAUUUUCUAACAGUACAAAUAAUUUAUGAGUUGAAAAGAUGAAUUGGCAACCCUGAUCAAUCAGAUAACAACUUCAGCAUGCAUAAUAAUAUUCAAUAGGUACAUACAUAUGUAGGUACUAUCAAUUCAUGUUCACAGCACAAAAAUCCGCUGUGCUUUAUUUAUUAGAUACUAUACCUACUUACCUAGAUAAAUAACUCAGAAGGGUGUCUGAUACUUCUGUGCUUCCUGUACAUUAAUUCAGAUACUAUUCAAAUGUAUCACAUCCUACAUGAUUUUUAUGAGAUGAAAUAAAUCUCUCUUACCCCGA